Conger conger (European conger) is the source of this 1550-nucleotide messenger RNA. Its product is annotated as type I iodothyronine deiodinase-like. NCBI's taxonomy places the organism in Eukaryota, Metazoa, Chordata, Actinopteri, Anguilliformes, Congridae. Gene Ontology annotation, molecular function: thyroxine 5'-deiodinase activity. The record is from RefSeq and is a predicted model, not a curated record. The transcript has 4 exons.
UGCCAGAAUGGGGAAGAAAUGUGAUCUAAGUGACUUUGCCCAUGGAAUGAUUGUUAGUGCCAGACAUGGUGGUUUGAGUAUGUCAGAAACUGCUGAUCUGGGAUUUUUAUGCUCAACAAUCUCUAGAAGACAUCUGGACUUUUUCCUCGUUUGUCGGCGGUCACGUGAUUCCUCGAAAACUAUACAACCCUCCAAGCGGGUCUUCAGGGACAACUGAGUUGCUUCUCGAUACACGGCUCGAAGCCUCGGUAUCAUUCGUAACAUCAUUGGAGAAUACUCCAGUUGUCGAGUUGCGUUUCCGUGUUUGGAUUGUAUAAAGAUUCAACGCAAUGGGGAAACUGAUGGUUUACUUCAAGAGUGUUAUUCUCUUUUUCUAUAUGCUUAUGAUGACGGUGGCUGUCCGAAUUUGUCGGAUUUUUGCACCUGGACUAGCGAAGAGAAUUAUGCUGAAGUUUGGCGAAAAAUCAACUAUGAUCCAAAAUCCAAAGUUCAAGUAUGAAGACUGGGGACCUACAUUUGCUACGUUGGCUUCUGCAAAAGCGGUUUUUAGACGAUUAUGGCUUUCUCUCGGAGACGAAGCGUUUGUUGGAAAGCGAGCACCAGACACUCCGGUUGUCAACUUAGAGGGCAGAAAGCGGCGAUUACACGAUUUUUUUAAAGAGAACAGACCCCUGGUAUUAAGCUUUGGAAGUUGUACCUGACCUCCGUUUCUCUUCAAGCUGGAUGAAUUCAAACAGCUUGUCAAGGACUUCGGUGCUGUGGCAGAUUUUCUUGUAGUGUACAUUGCUGAGGCACAUGCAACAGAUGGCUGGUCUUUUACGAACAACGUUGACAUAAAAACGCACAGAAACCUUCAGGAACGUUUAGCUGCAGCUCAGGUCCUAGUGAAGGAAAACCUCCUCUGUCCGGUCGUGGUGGAUGAAAUGACUGACAUUACAACAUCAAGAUAUGGAGCUUUACCAGAAAGACUCUACGUGCUGCAGUCAGGAAAGGUGAUCUAUAAGGGUGAGGUGGGUCCUUGGGGUUAUAAUCCUGAGGAGGUGCGGAAAGUUCUGGAAAAGAUCAACUAGAAUCAGCUUGCAGCAGAACAAUUGCAGAAGCCAUCCUUUAUAUGUCAUUGUUCCAAGGUUCCACAUAAUAUGUGACCUCUUUCAUGUUUUUUUUGACGAUUACAGAUCAAACCCAUGGCCUCUGUAUUCUGAUUUGUUGAAAUGUGAAAUAAAGUGUCACAGUACUGUACUAUUAAUCACUUCAGUUGGAGAUGUAGAAUGUAUAUGCAUAUUAAGAGGCAUUUGAAUUCAAUUAUGGUGUAAAAUAUGACUCAUGUAAAUGUAAUCACAUAUAAGCAGAUUUAAAAUGGGGUAUUUGCCAUUUUGAUGACCUCUUUCAUAUUUAUUUUUGACGAUUACAGAUCAAACCCUUGGCUUCUGUCAUCUGAUGUGGAAAUAUGAAAAGAAGUGUCACCAUAUUGGUUCCAAUAUCAACCACAUUAAUUUUCAUUUGUAAAACCUUUGUUGUGCACAUUGAGAGACAUUGAAAUGUAAUGUUUG